UAUAUUAAGUAGCACCCGAUUCUGUUUACAAGUUACCAGAACGCUUGUCUGCGCAAGCACUCAAUAAGCGCUGCGUCCGGCUCUAAGACAGACAAGCGACCCCUCAGUUGUUCAACCUAUAGCUAUAGAGAUACAUGACACGAGUUACGCCCCUUGAAACUACGUUAGAGUUAUAAAUAAAACAUAAACACUAAACGUGCUGAAACCUGACUGACAAUACACAUGUUUAAAUGACACAAAUAUCGGAUAAUUGCUAAGUGCGGUCAUUAAAAAUCACCUGCGCAUCAGAGGUCGGGGGUGACUACAGUGGGAUGACACACAAUAUUAUUUUUAGAUCCUUCUCUUCUUGUAUCUGACCGUCACAGCAUUUUUGCAUCUGGAGAAAAUAUUUACGUCAUCCCCUGCGAGACUUCGCGGGAACUUGGUAUUAUUAUUAUUUUUCAAAUUCAACAGACAGAGGUCUUGUUUUUUCCAAGCAUUGACAGUCUGACAUGAUGGAUUUGGAUGAUAUUUCGGACUGCGGGAGUUUGGAAGACGGCGGGCUUGACGAGGAAUUACUGACUGCAACGAUGGAAGCUCUCCAGACAGGAAAGCUCACGCCACUUCUGAAAACGGAGCUUAAAUGUAGAAUUCAAAAGAAGUGUUUUGAUGAGGGAAAAGAUUUAACUUUGGACGAUGAACCAAAAUUGGUUCAAAGUAAAGCCCCGUUACUGCCAUUUGAGAUAGAGAGAUUGGAAAGAAGAAAAGAACAGAAUCGCAGGGCCGCCAAGAAGUUCCGUCAAAAAAGGCGACAAGCAUCGGGAGAAUUAAAGAAGAUUGUCGUCGAAUUGGAGGAAAAGAACCGCCAGCUCAAAGAAGAAAUAAAGAGAUUGCUGACGGAAAUGGACAUGAUUCGAGCCGUACUGUCCAGUCAGCUGUGUUCGUCAGAUUCCGAGACCCACCCUGCAACAGGGUCAUCGAUUCACCCCCGGGAAUUUACCAAACACUGACACUAGUGUUCGCUAAUUGUUUGCAUAUUGUGUAUAAACUGUCAAUCUUUUCAUCUCAUAUAUACAUACAGACUACAAAGAUGGGUAAUUUUUUUUUAAUCAUUUUCAUAAAUAAUAAAUGAAGCAUUUCAUAUGAUGAACAUCGCUAAAAAAAAUGAUAACUGCAGAUUAUUUUCAUAUUGAUAUCAUAGAAGCAAGUUUAUACUGUUGUGAAAAAAAAAUCUGCAUGAACACGUAAAACAGUAUUCGGAUUAUUCAGGCUCUUAAUUGUUGCUUCAGUGGCAGGUGAAAUCACCAACAGUAUAUAUCACCUGGUCUUUUUUAUUUAAACCAAUGAAUAUAGGUGGCCUUACCUUAGCAGUUUCUCCUUUCAACGAGAAAUAUUCCGUAUUAGACCCUCAAAUUCAUCUCAGUCCUGAAAAAAGACAAAUACUGUCUCUAAGAGAAUAGCUUUUGAAAAACUUGAUCUCAAUUUUGUAUAUUGCAUAUCAUCAAAUGAUGUAAAAUGUGUAUUGUUUUGUUUAAUGAAGUAGAGUAGGAAAAAUAUUUCCAAAAAUAUCUAAAAAAAAAAUUGUUUAAAAAUUGUUGUUUUAAAAAAAGUAGUUAUUUAGUUAAGAAUUUAUUGUUAAAUAUUGUACAGAUUUAUCUUGGCAUGGAGAAAACAUUAUCACAUUGUCGAUAAGGUGGCUAUAGGUAAACAAUCUUACAUUGUUGUUUUUUUAUGUUAGUAUCUUGUAUAUUUUGGGUUGAUGACAGGCAGGACUGUUUUACAGAGUCUCUCACUUUUUUGGGCUCAAUGGCAUUCCUCGUUCUUUCGAAGUUUUAUUUGUACUGAGGAAUGGAGAUGUGUUCGUUGUCCGAUAAGGCAACAUAUCCAGUAUAUUUCAUGGCGGAGUUUGUAAUACUCCAUAUUGUUUCAGAUAACGCACAAUGUUCAUGUUUUAUGUGUUGCUUUGCGUACAGAAAAUGUACAUGUUUUGUUCUUAUUAUUUUUUUUGUAAAUAAAAUAUUCUUUACAAAUAACUACGUCCUUGUAGUCUGUGCACAACACACAUUAAUGUAAUUUUUCCCGUGCAUUAGACUCCAAGAAUAUCGUCGUGUUUAAUAUUAUUGUCAUAUUUAAACAUCUAUUACUGAUCACAUACACUGUUUUGGCUGCUUUCCAAAGUCGAUAGACUUUGACAUACGCCUCGCCGAUACUAGCUGAUCGACUGGGGUCACAUUAGAGGUCAUUCUAACACAGUCCAGACGAUUGUGACAUCAUACCGGGACAAGCAUUGAGCGCCUAAGUUUACUUUAAAUUCCGGGAUAACAUAUCCUGAGAGGUUGGUGUCAAGAUUCGUUCCCUUUCCUGGAUAAAAUUCACCUCCAGGAUCGAUAUUUGUGUACCUGAACCAAGCUUCUAAAACUGGAGUAACAAUAACUAACAGUGCUGCACGUUGAGGACCGGCUGUUCUGUUUUUCCAUGUUCCACAAGCCUCCGAGGACGCCCUAGCUGUGAGGUUUACACACUUCACUUGACGACAACUUCCCGGGCAGACGACCGGAUACUUACAGUGCAGACUAUCGUCUGGUCACGGAGACCUUUACGUACCAAUGUCAAACAGACAGAAGAUAACAUUCAAUUUUGCCAAAGAAUUGCCGACACAGCAUCUAAAAUGUCUUGCUUUUCCAUUCAUGGCGAAUUUUCAAAGGAGGAAGAGUUUACAAGGAUGUGUUACGUGAAUGAAAUUUGUUCUCCCGGAAAUAAGGAGAAAAUUUGAAUAUUCAUAUCUGGUGGAAGUUACAUGACCUAGGUAUUUUCGAAAAAUCAAUCAGUAAACUUCCCUAAUUCGAUCUGCAUCCCGAUUCCGACUUGUAUGUACUUUGUCGUGGAAAUUAUCAGCUGCACAUGUACAGCCACCCUGCUUUCUAUAUUUUACACGAAGUUAGUUAAGAUUUAUAUUUAACUUUGGCAAACUUACGACGAACGACAGAGGACAGAUACAGAAGAAGAGAAAGAUGACAGUCGAACGGGACUCUAAUGGUUUAAAGGAUGCAAAACUGAUAAAAAGAAAAACAACAAAACUAUGACAUUUACCUGUUAAAUUACCGGAGCCAGAAGUAGUGGUAGCCGUGAGGAUAAGAAAUUGAGCGUAACACGAUCACCUGUUCCCCUGAUGUGCCACCUUGUGUUAUAAUACUAUAAUAUCUUAAAACAGAUAGAUGUUUUCCAAAGUGUAACUAUUUUACAUUGGACAAAAGAGAUAAAAAAAUAUUGGUGAAAAAGAUCCUAUCUAAAAAAGGGGCGAAUCAUAAAAUGAAAAAUCGCGCUGAGGAUUUUUAAAGUGUUUUUUGUUGUUCAUGUCAUAAAUGCAAUUACAGAUGGUAAAUUUAUUUUUUUUUCUAUCAAAGAAGUGCUAUUCUAUGGAAUUCUAUAGAAUUGCCAUCUGCCGAGCAUCAACCAUGUUGGAUAACUCAGGUAUUUAAUUUCAGAAUAUCAUAAUGACCUUUGUCUUGUAAAUAUUCAGGUAAUAAACAAAAUUUUCACAUCUAAA
Molecule: messenger RNA, 3526 nt
Organism: Saccostrea echinata
Lineage: Eukaryota; Metazoa; Mollusca; Bivalvia; Ostreida; Ostreidae
Product: cyclic AMP-dependent transcription factor ATF-3-like
Exons: 4
Coding region: 492-989 (165 amino acids)
Biological process (GO): regulation of transcription by RNA polymerase II
Cellular component (GO): nucleus
Molecular function (GO): DNA-binding transcription factor activity, RNA polymerase II-specific; RNA polymerase II cis-regulatory region sequence-specific DNA binding
Source: RefSeq, a predicted model, not a curated record